This is a messenger RNA of Cylas formicarius (sweet potato weevil), 719 nucleotides long. RefSeq lists its product as uncharacterized. The coding region runs from base 311 to 634 and encodes 107 amino acids. The transcript has 3 exons. The record is from RefSeq and is a predicted model, not a curated record. Gene Ontology annotation, molecular function: zinc ion binding. Lineage: Eukaryota; Metazoa; Arthropoda; Insecta; Coleoptera; Brentidae. Gene Ontology annotation, cellular component: nucleus.
UCAAAGAAGAAAAAAAAGAGGAUAUAUACGUAUUUACACAAUUAUUUAAAAAUAUGUACAUAGAAGAGAGAACUUAACAACAACGGAUUAUAUUAAAUUAUUUAACGCCUUCUCGUGUGUUUAGUAUCUUCGUAAUUAUUAAAAAAAGUGAUAGUUUUCAAUGUGCACUCGGCGAAUGAUAGUAGUAGGGUUGCCCAACAUUUGCAAAUCUAAGAUCGAAGAUGUCCAUUUUGGUUAAAAUCGUUUUUUAUUUAAUUGGUUUUAUGUAUUAAUAUUUUUUGAUGACCGAAAGAUACUACAGAUUAAAUACAUGAUGGGCAGCUAUGGGAAGGCGAUAAUGGUUGGAUUCAUUUGUCGUUUGUGUUCGGAAAUGAAAAAAAAUGUUAUUCAUUUAUAUACAGCAAAAGCUGCAAAACUGGGAUUGAGGAAAAUGUUAAAAUUAUUACCCAUAACGGUGGAUAAAUAUGAUAAUCUACCCAAAACAAUAUGCCAGCAAUGCAUAGAAAGGCUAGAAGCGCAAUAUGACCUUCACAUGAAGAUCAGGAAAAGUGAUUCUAUAUAUAGAAUUCACAGAAAUUUUCAUAGCAAUGGUAACUGCCCAGUUGACUGUCCACUCCAUGGUCAUGUUGAAUAAGUGAAUUUUUGUAAAUAAAGCCAUUAAUUUGUUUUUUGUUUCUAAAUCUUCAUUUCUUUUUCUGAAUAUGAAAUCUUUUAUUUAA